Molecule: messenger RNA, 3591 nt
Organism: Exaiptasia diaphana
Lineage: Eukaryota; Metazoa; Cnidaria; Anthozoa; Actiniaria; Aiptasiidae
Product: armadillo repeat-containing protein 5
Exons: 4
Coding region: 1-3324 (1107 amino acids)
Biological process (GO): anatomical structure morphogenesis
Cellular component (GO): cytosol
Molecular function (GO): protein binding
Source: RefSeq, a predicted model, not a curated record
AUGGCCGUUUCGGGCCAAAAUAUCGAAAAUUUAGUUCAAAAAUUACGUAGUUCUUCGCUAUCUACGUUAAAAAAGACAUUAUCAAUAGUUGCUAAGAUAACUAAGAGGUCGAAUGAAGCCGAAGCAUUUCGAAAAAAUGGUGGUUUGGCCGGACUUUUAACUCUUUUAAAGAGACCAAAUAMUUCAAUCAUUGAUAUGUCCAUGAGUGCUAUUGCCAAUUGCUCUAUGUUUCCUGAGUGCAAAAAAGAGAUACGUCAGUUGGAUGGAAUACUUCCUAUAGUUUCAGUAUUAAAGAACCUCAAAUCAACUAGCAUCCUGAAUAGAACAGCACGAGCACUGGCCAAUUUAGCAGAAGAUGAGGCAAACGCYAUGGUCAUUGAAGAACUGGGUGCUAUUGAUGAACUUGCUAAACUUCUUGAUGAGACAACAGACACUGACUGUCAGCAGUCUCUUCUCAGAGGUUUAAAAAUAAUGUGCACAACUCAAGCUCGAAAAAGGACAGUUGUUGAGCAAGGUUGUCUCAAAACUAUUGUUGAACUUCUGAAAAGUGACAAACCAGCACUCCAGAGCUGCUCAAUAAAAACUAUUUGUGAACUGACAAAAAAUUGCCCUAAAGAACUGGCUCUCCACAUACAAGAAUUUGAUGGAAUAAAAGAGAUUGUCAAAUUGGCAAACAAUGAAAAGCAUUCUGUUUGCUCUGUGGCUUUGUUGUCCAUAGUUAACCUUUGUGUCCAUGCUCAUGUWCGUGUCUCCAUUGGYAGUGAAGGUGGGAUAAAUAUUCUUUACCAGCAGGCCAAGUUAARCUCUUCCARUCACAUGAACCUUACCUUAAAGGCACUUGAAGGACUUUGCUAUUGYUGCAGAGAAGCAGUCAACAGGAAUAAAGUGCUUGAAUGUGGUGGCAUUGAACUAUUGUUGAAGCAYUUUUCAAAUCCAGAACAUACCUCUCUUCAGAGAAAGAUCAUCACUGCAUUCAACUGCUUCUAUUACAAUGAAAAGUGUCUGGAGUAUUUACUCAUUGGUGGUGUAGUGCCUGCACUCUUGUCUUACCUGAAGAAGGUAAUACAAACCAGCCAUGUUGUUGACCACUGUGAUGACUACAAUGAUCACUUUGAUCAGGAAAGUUUCACUUCAGACUUCUCCAGUCCAUCUACAUCUCCACGGACCAUGCCAAUGGAAUCAUCAAACAUCUCCCUCAAUGAAACCUUUUUAGAAGAAGCUGCUAGCCUAGCUAUGGAAGUGAGAGAYGCUAAAGAAAGUAACAGAGUACUGACAUUCAAGAGGAAAGAACGCAACAAACAACCAUCAACACCAUCACCAAGUGUCAAGUCUAUYGACCAGUCAUCUUCAUUAUUUAGCUUUUCUUCUUUAGAUUGUACAACUGAAACAACAUCUAUGAUCAGCACUUGUACAAUUUCAUGUAGAAAUGCUGCAACAUCGCCAUUUAUUCCAAUUCAUUCUCGUCCUAGAACUUUGAUAAGUUCAACUCCAUCACUACAAAAAACCUAUUCGAAAUGUUCCUCACCAAAUAUUCUGACAACUUUUAAUCUUGAUGAAAAGAGUGAAAACGAAGAUAAACUUGCUGUWGAAGGCUUGUCACCUGUAUCUCUAAACAACACCACAAAAUCUGGGUUUGUGUCUUCAAUAGAAACCACAACAGCAUUUUGCUCUAAURUUUCGCCUUCAUCUCAACCUAGCAGUAGCACAAAGUCUUGGUUUGUGCRACCUGUAUUAGAAAGUCCAAAGGCAGUUGGUUCACAUACAUGGAAUGAACCCAGAACAGUUGGGGAAUGCUCACCACAAAGGGCAGUAAUUCUCCCUCCUUUGUCUUCGCCUAAAAUAGAUGCACCCUUAGUUUCCCAUCAUGCAAUUCAUGGUCCUGGGCAUAGUGCAUUGGUUUUGCUAUCAAGGUUCUCACAGAUGAGUGACCAAAAGGGCUUACAUUACCUGCUAACUAAGCCUUGUAUARAGGUKCUGCUGGAUUACUUGUCUCUAGUUGAUAACCCRAGCCCAAAGUGUGCACGUUUGCUGAAUAACCUCACUCUGGACCCCCAGUGCUUUGAGAGUUUUGUUGGCAUGGGUUUGGCGUGUGAUAUACAUCGACAGCUGUGCUGGGGCUGGACAGAUUCUUACUGUAGUGAAGGAAGGAUGUCAACUCAAGAAAUUGUUGAAGGAAGUGCUUUGAAUGAAGAUCAUGUAACAGAGGCAUUGAUCUUUUCUCAAAUUCCGGAAACUUCAAUUCAAAGAUGUGGAGGGAUUGGCAGRAAGCUCCUUGAUAACCUGGCUUGUCAAACCCAGACACCAUUUUGUAAAGGGGUUUUGAUGCAUCAAUUGUCMAAGGGAUCUGGUGAAGAAUUACUUGGUUGUGUAGUGACAUUACCAUUCAUGUGCAGAUCRAAAAGGUUGCAGAAUCAAAUGCUUAUAAUGAAGGGAGGUCUAAAACUUCUUUGUGAUGCACUCCUUAAUGCAAGUAAUGACAAGAACUUCGCCAAGGCAGUUUACUCUUUAUCAGUUCUAAGUGUUGAAACUGAACUGAACAUUACAAUUCCAGCCAUAGUGUCAAAACAUAGUUCAUUAAUUGAAAGCCAAGAAAGYRUCGUAACUGAUKGCAAAGUGAAUAUUGGAAAAAGAAAACUCUUCACUGAAUUAGAUAAGAGAGAAGAUAGCAAUGUGGAAACAAGUCCUAAAAGACAGAAAUUAACCAGUGAAACCUGCAAGUAUCACWGCAAUGAUUAUGGACCGUAUGAUAUCCAGUUGGAGAUUGACACUGGUGCAAGAAUUCCUGUCCAUCGCAGUGUACUAUGUAAAUCAUCAGACAUGUUUGCUGCCAUGUUUUCAUCAAACUACAAAGAAGGUUCAAUGCCAGUUGUGCAACUCAAGGAAAUUACCCACAAUGCACUUUGUCUAGCUAUUCACAAAGCAUAUGGUUGUUCAUUUCCAUAUUUUCAAGACUCAGGAUGCAGCAAUGUUUGUUCACAUGUCACAGAAAUUGUGAAUUCCAUUGCUUCAGAUGCAAAGUUCAAUCUUUUGAUAGAUGUUCUAGCAACAGCAGACAAGUUUCUGAUGUUGGAGUUAAAACAUUUUUGUGAAAGUGUUUUGCCUUCAUUUGUCAAUGAAUCAAACUUGGUUUCUCUCUGUUUGUGUGCAGCACRUUAUCAAUCCGAAGCACUCUGUGCCUUUGGAAUGAAAUUUUUAAUGCUGAAAGUCAAGGAUCUUUCUUGCCAGUAUAACUUAGCUAAACAAGUUUGCAAGUCAGAAGAAAAGACAAAGUUGGUCAACAGUUUGUACGAAACUCUUUUACAUAAUUUACAAAAGARAAUUUGAUACUUUUAAAAUAAAGGCACMACUCACUCAGCAGACUUAAACAGUUGAAAUACACUGUGAGAAAUUAUAUUUUCAAACAAAAAAAUUAAUGCAAAAAUAUGGACGUCAAGCAGUGACCUUUUAUUUUAUUUCUUUGGAUCUGAAGUGAAACGUCUGAAGUUACUGCUAAAUAUUAUUUAUUCACAAAGAAAAUAGGAAUAGAAUGCAAAGUUUUUUAUUGUUCAAAUUCAUAUCAAAAGCAAUAAUAAAAGCUAUAGAUCAAAUGAA